Molecule: messenger RNA, 2067 nt
Organism: Talaromyces amestolkiae
Lineage: Eukaryota; Fungi; Ascomycota; Eurotiomycetes; Eurotiales; Trichocomaceae
Exons: 4
Coding region: 1-2067 (688 amino acids)
Biological process (GO): regulation of alternative mRNA splicing, via spliceosome; mRNA splicing, via spliceosome
Cellular component (GO): nucleoplasm
Molecular function (GO): N6-methyladenosine-containing RNA reader activity; mRNA binding
Source: RefSeq, a predicted model, not a curated record
AUGGGCGAUGUUUCUUCGGACCACUCUCAAAGUUCCGGCGAUGGGGUUGCUGAAGGAACCAUGUUACCAAAGCGAGAACCUAUCUCGGCUGGGGGCGAACACGGUUCGUUAGGUAAUUCUUCCUUAGACUUUACACAAAGCAUCGAGCCACCAGGACUUUCACGUCAGACCGCGCAGUCAACAAAUGAAUAUCAACCAGCAUCGCACGAUCCUUCUUCCUCUGGGAACCUAGCAACAAGCCCUGCGACAUUGAAUAUGAACGAAAUGACAUCCGCAUUGCCGUCUUAUCCAGGCCCCUCACGAUCGUUUUCACAACAGAACGUACAAAUGCAGUUCAUACCAACGCAUCAAUCACAAGGAAUGAUGUACCCAGUUCACCAGAUGCCGUACGUCAACACGAACGCUCCAGGGGGCACGAUGUACAACAUGCCUUACUCCCAGCCUUACCACAGUUCGUACAUACAUCAGAAUUCCCAGCCUCAGGGAGGUUAUUCUCCCUACCCUGCCUCCCAUCAUCAUCAGACUGGAACACCCAUACACCCACAGCCUUCAGGAUAUAAUCAGUCAUAUUACACACAGCACCAGUACAAUCCUGGUUAUGGUGAAUUGCAAGCCGGAACAUCGAAUACGCGCUUGGAGGCACAAUCACGUAAUUUCAAUAAUGAUUACCGCCGGGCUCAGCUGGCACCACUUUCUACCACGAGAGAGCAGGAGAAUCGAAGGACUUCGAUGAGUUAUGAUGUUUCCUCAACAAUUGUCGAUGGGUCGUCACGCAUGAAGCAGUCACGGGCACCUUUGGCCGGCUCAGAUCACGGCCCGGCGCGACUGUCAUUUGCAGUUUCUCCUAGCAUGCCACCGAGGGGGCCUCCACGAAAACCGAAGCAAUCGGGACACGCUUUGUGGGUCGGCAACCUUCCUCCCUCGACCAACGUUCUUGAUCUUAAGGAUCACUUUUCCAAAGAUGCAACAAGCGACAUCGAAAGUGUGUUCCUGAUCUCUAAGAGCAAUUGUGCUUUUGUGAACUAUAAGAGCGAGGCUGCUUGUGCAGCAGCAGUGGCAAGAUUUCAUGAUUCUCGUUUUCAGGGUGUGCGGUUAGUUUGUCGUUUGCGUAGAGGUGCCAGUGCCGCUAGCUCAGGCCAGAGCAACCCGAUGUCGUCUCGACCGGGAGAUGAGGGUCAAGCUCGGGGUCAAGAAGAGAACAGGGAGCCGAGAGUUGUAGAAGAGUCUCUUGUUAGCCGCGCGCAACGGUCCUCGAGAGUCCCAGAUCGAUACUUCAUUGUCAAAAGUCUAACACUGGAAGACUUAGAACUCAGUCGUCGGAGUGGUAUCUGGGCGACUCAGACUCACAAUGAAGCAGCUUUAAACCGAGCAUAUGAGUCUUUUGUCACAAAGUCUGCGGACAAUGUGUACUUGAUCUUCUCAGCGAACAAAUCUGGAGAAUAUUUCGGGUACGCGCGAAUGGCGUCUGCUAUCACUGAUGAUGAAGCGCUCGCUCUCGAGGCGCCUUCACGACCGGAGAACCCCCCGACUGAAGCUGAUGACUUGGAGGUCCUUCCAACCGAAGCAACGCAAACGGCUCCGAAAGGGCGGAUCAUUGACGAUUCGGCGCGCGGAACGAUAUUUUGGGAAGCGGAUUCAUCUGAGGAUGACCGACACAGUAACGACGGUCACGAAGACGAGGCGAGUAGCCAUAACAGCGGCAAUAAUGGUGAGGAGGAGGAGGAGGAGGACGACGACGACGACGACGAUGAUGAAAACGAAGCUGGAGUCGAAGACGCCAAGCGCGAAAGAAUUACGCCGGCGCUGGGUGGAGAAGAUGCUAUACUCGGUGGUCAGACAUUUGGGAAACCGUUUCGUAUCGAAUGGAUCUCUAUCGAGAGAGUUCCUUUCUAUCGCACGCGAGGUCUACGCAAUCCAUGGAAUUCCAAUCGUGAGGUCAAGAUCGCUCGUGAUGGCACUGAGAUCGAGCCUAGCGUGGGACGGAAGUUGACGCAGCUUUUCCAUGUCCAUCCCAGUGUGAUGUCCGCCGGCGGGCAACACGGUCCGGGAUACCAGCGAUCAUAUUGA